Molecule: messenger RNA, 7445 nt
Organism: Dunckerocampus dactyliophorus (ringed pipefish)
Lineage: Eukaryota; Metazoa; Chordata; Actinopteri; Syngnathiformes; Syngnathidae
Gene: efemp1
Product: EGF containing fibulin extracellular matrix protein 1
Exons: 11
Coding region: 161-1534 (457 amino acids)
Molecular function (GO): calcium ion binding
Source: RefSeq, a predicted model, not a curated record
GACAACCUGCGUGGUACACGUCCGCCCCCAGCAUGUCAUCCACGUUCAUGUCCAAUGCUGCUCCACUCUCUCAGCCUUGUCACGCCAUCCACCACUGCCUCGUCUCCUAAACACAUCCUCCGUGGGACUUGUUGACCCUCCACAGGUAAUUACAGCCAACAUGCUGUGGAUCUGCGUGGGACUCCUUCUUGCGCUUUUCUCCCACGUCCUCCCCCAGGAGGCUCAUGAGCCCAUUUCUUACUCAUGCACUGAGGGUUAUGAGUAUGACACUGUGAGGGAGCAGUGCAAAGACAUAGACGAAUGUGCCCUUCUGGAUGACGCCUGCAAAGGAGGCAUGCAGUGCAUCAACCACUUCGGGGGCUACCUGUGCCUCCCCAAGAGCGCCGUCAUCUUCACCAGUCAGGAGGGCGAGGAGAUGCCUGCACAAGACCCCGCCCCUCCAGUGCCGGCCGUCCCGCCGAACCAACCUCAGCCCCCGCGGGUGUUUCCGGACAGCCAGCGCAGGCACUCUCCACUGACGAUCCACUGUGCCCCCGGGUUCACUGCGGAUGAACACAGCGUCUGCAGAGACAUAGACGAGUGUGCGACAGGCAGAUACACUUGUGGAGCCGGGCAGACGUGCUUCAACACCCGGGGCUCGUACAGCUGCCAGUGUCCUGCAGGCUAUCAGCGGAACAGAAACCAAUGUGUAGACAUAGACGAGUGCACGCUGUCCAACUACUGCAUGCACACGUGUGUGAACACUCAGGGCUCGUACUACUGCGAGUGCAACACAGGUCACCAGUUGGCCAGCAACAACCACAGCUGUGUUGAUGUCAACGAAUGCGAGACGCAGAAUCCAUGUCAGCACCACUGCUACAACCUGAUUGGCUCCUUCAUGUGCCAGUGUGAGACAGGGCACGAGCGGGCUCCAGACUUGGUCUCUUGCCAAGACAUUGAUGAGUGCAGCUUCUCCAGCUACAUGUGCCAGUACCAGUGCAUCAACACUCCAGGAAGUUACUCCUGUGAGUGCCCGGAAGGAUACCAGCUGCAGAGCAACAGGUUGUGCCAAGAUGUCAACGAGUGUGAGACGGGGACACACAACUGCCAAGACGAUGAGAUGUGCUGGAACUACUACGGAGGAUUCCGCUGCUACCCCAGAAACCCCUGCGAGACCCCCUACACCCAAACGUCGGAAAACCGCUGCAUCUGCCGCUCUCAGACGGAAUGUCAGGGUCUGCCCCCGUCCAUCGUGUACAAGUACAUGAGCAUCCAGGCCGAGCGUCCCGUGCCCGCUGAUAUCUUCCAGAUUCAAGCCACCAAUAUCUACGCCAACACACACAACACCUUCCGGAUCAAAGCGGGGAACGAGGCAGGAGAGUUCUUUCUCCGGCGUUCCAGCAACGUGAGCGCCAUGCUGGUGCUCACCAAGCCUCUGUCGGGCCCCAGAGAGUACGUGGUGGACUUGGAGAUGAUCACGCACCACCUGACCAUGAAUUACCGCUCCAGCUCCGUGCUGAGGCUCACUGUCAUCGUCGGGGCGUACGCCUUCUGAGCCGCCGCCAACAAGAAUAACAACAAGAGUAACGCAGCCAAUGUCUGUUUCAGCGUAGCAUACUGUACAUUUCCAUGACAUAACAUGACAGCGCUUAUAAUAGGACAGCAGCACUACGCUUACAAUAAGCUCAUCCAUGUCUUUAUCGGCACAAGGGUUGACGAUGGUGAUGAUGAUGGUUUCAGUUGAGAGCACAUAACAAGAUAUGCGAGCCAACAGCGUCCACAGCGGACGUAGUUUGAAAAAGAUUCAACCUGGUUGGACGUCACAACUUGUGACCCCUGCAAUAACAUCUAUAGUUUUCUUCAAAUGGGAUAACAAUGUAAGUGUAAGUAAGAAAUGUAAGUGUGUCAAAGCGUCAAGUCAGGUUUUCCAGGGUGAAUUUAAGUCAUUUCAAAAUGUGCCAACUGCAUCAGAUCCAGAUUGAACCUGGUUUGAUAUGACAUCCAGGGCUCCUGACUGCGACUAAAAUAUGAGACAUUGCAAGUACAUUUUUCAUCUACUCGCACAUGUGCGACCAGAUCAAAGUACGCCCGUUGACAAGUGACGCACUUUGUCCUUUAUUAUGAAGUGAGAUUUUCCGUGUUAGAUUUAAAUAGGUUUCAAAUUUAUUACCAGGAUCAGAUUCAGAUUGAACCUGGUUUGCUAUGACAACUUCUGUCCUAGCUCUGGAAAAUCAUAAAUAAUUUGGUUUAUAUUAGACAGUGUGAACAUAUGAAGUGAGAUUUUCUUGCUAUAUUUAAAUAGGUUUCAAAUUUACUACCAGGAUCAGAUCCAGACUGAACCUGGUUUGGUAUGACAACUUCUGUUCUGGUUCUGGAACAUCAUCUAUAAUUUUGUUUAAAUUAGGCAGCGUGAACAUAUGAAGUGAGAUUUUCUGUUAUAGUUAAAUACGUUUCAAAUUACUACCUGGAUCAGAUCCGAACUGAACAUGGUUUGAUAUACUCUGACUUUAGAAAAUCAUCAAUAAUUUGUUUUUUAGUAAGACAGUGGGUACAUAUUAAGUGAGAUUUUCAGUGUUUGAUUUAAAUAGGUUUCAAAUUUGCCACCAGGAUCAGAUCCGGAUUGAGCCUGGUUUGAUAUGACAAUUUCUUUUGGCUCUGGAAAAUCAUCAAUAAUUUGUUUUUUAGUAAGACAGUGGGUACAUAUUAAGUGAGAUUUUCAGUGUUUGAUUUAAAUAGGUUUCAAAUUUGCCACCAGGAUCAGAUCCGGAUUGAGCCUGGUUUGAUAUGACAAUUUCUUUUGGCUCUGGAAAAUCAUGAAUAAUUCGGUUUGAAUUAGACAGUGUGAACAUAUGACGUGAGAUUUUUUGUGUUUACUUAGCGACUAAAAAAUGAGAUAUCGCAAGUAAAUUUUUCAUCUACUGAUGCAUGUGCGACCAGAAAAAAGUACACCCGUUGACGCACUUUGUCCUUUAUUACUGUGAGAAUGAAAAAUAGUCUGUAAAAUGCAGUCAAUUGACGACAGCUUGUCACAGUUUAAACCUAUCAAUGCCAGCGUGUGCGAUCGCUCAAGUGUCAAUGGCAUUUGAUCAACUAACAAACCAUCUUUGUUUGCACAUUUUGCCUGGCUCAAACUUUCUUCUGUCUCUGUCGCGGCAGCUAGCUAGCUAGUUAUAUACCUAGCCUCUUGUCCAGGGGCUCCAAAUGUGACUUUUUUUUUUUACCACGGUGACAUUUUGUCUUUAAAACAAACAAGCAGGUUCGUUCAGAGCUCAUUUUUGGCUCACAGGGAAGUGGCCGUCACCUUCAUGGUGCACGUGCUAACUUGCUUUUUGAAGUGUCCCUUAACAACCUUGCUCUCUGCUCUUGCUCGUGAAAGAAUAUUUGCUUCAACUCUUAGUAUUUUUACAACUCUUCAAUUCAGACAUGAUGCCUGUAUUUAAUGCCAAAUGAGCACAAAACAGCAUAUAGACAAUGAGCACACUGUUUGAGUGGAGAUGUGCUUUGUCAAUAAAGUACACUGUGGAAUGUUGGCAGUCACAUCAAACACAAACAGCUCACCUCUACUUCCUUUUUGUCAAAGUAGCUUUAAAGUGCUGGAAGUUGGAUCUUAAAUCUGGACACUCAAUUUAUACUGUUUUAUACUGUCUUGUUAAAGCAAGACAGAUUUCUAUGACAAACAUAUUUGAAUGGUUAUUUUUAUUCUGUUGAUUGUGUUCUUUUUAACAAAAAAAUAUACUAUUGCGCAGUUAAUUUCCCAUGUAUUAGUAUUACUCUAAAACAGGCAUCAAAUUACACAAUUAAAGGCAAAACAACCCCCAAAACAGGCGGGUUGGUUGGCCCUGACAACAAGGUGUCCCUUAUUUACUCUUAAGUUGGAACCCUACCUGUUAAUUUGCAGAUGUUAUGCUCUGGCUCUGGAACAUCAUCACUUAUUUGGCACAAUUUAGACAGUGUAAACAUGCUAAGUGAGUUUUAUUUAUAUAGCUUUCAGAUUUACUACCAGGAUCAGAUCCAGAUUGAACCUGGUUUGAUGUGACAACUUGUGUUCUGGCUCUGGAGAAAUGUCUAUAAUGUUGUUUAAACUAGAUAGUGUGACAGUGUAUAAUUGCUUUCAAAUUUUACACUAGGAUCAGACCCGGAUUGAACCUGGUUUGAUAUGACACAUUAUGUUGUGACUCUAGAAAAUCAUUUAUAAUUCAGUUUAAAUUCAUCAGUUUAAACGUAUUGAGUAGAAUUUUUUUCUGCUUAAUUUUUAAUUGUUUUAAAAUUUUCUACCAGGAUCAGAUCUGGAUUGAACCUGCUUUGCUAUGACAAUAUAUGUCCUGGCUCUAGAAAAUCAUCAAUAAUUUGUUUUAAAUUACAGUAGACAGUGUGAACAUAUAAAGUGGGAUUUUCUGUCUAAGAUUUAAAUAGGUUUCAUGUUUACUACGUGGAUUAGAUCCAGAUUGAACCUGGUUUGAUAUGACAAUUUAUGUCCUGGCUCUGGAAAAUCAUUAAUUGGGUUUAAAUUAUUGUCUGAUAAUUUUGUGUUAUAUUUAGGUUUAGUUUACGACCAGGAUCAGAUCCAGAUUGAACCUGUUUAGUUAUAACAAUGUAUACUCUGACUUUAGAAAAUCAAUAAUUUGGUUUUAGUUACACAGUUGGAUUAUAUUAAGUGAGGUUUUCAGUGUUAGAUUUAAAUUAGUUUCACAUUUACUACCUGGAUCAGAUCCAGAUUGAACCUGGUUUCAUAUGACAAUUUAUGUUCUGGUUCUGGAAAAUUAUCAAUAAUGAGGUACAAAUUGGACAGUGUGAAUACAUUAAGUGAGGUGUAUUUAAAUAGCUUUCAAACUUGCUAUGAAGAUCAGAUCUAGAUUGAACCCGGUUUGAUAUGACAACCUCAGUCCUGGCUCUAGAAAAUCAGCAAUAAUUUGGUUGUAGUUAGACAGUGUGAACAUAUUAAGUGAUUUUUUUUUUUUUGGUGUUAGAUUUAAAUGGCUUUCAAAUUUACUACUGGGAUGGAAUCCAGAUUGAAUCUGGUUUGACAAUCAUCAACUUCUGUCCUAACUGGAAAAUCACCAAUAAUUCACCUAAAAUUAGACAGUGUCAGCAUAUGAAGUAGAAUUUAUUUGGGCUAAAUUUAUAUUUGCUUUCAAAUUUGAUUCAAAUCGGAUCCUGAUUAAACUAAGUGUGUAUACACAGCUUCCAAGCUUGCAUAAACAUCCGUUUUGUAUGCCGCUUGUCCUCACUGGGGUAGCGGGGGUAUGCUGGAGCCUAACCCGGCUGACUUGGGGCGAGAGGCGGGGUACACCCUGGACUGGUCGCCAGCCAAUGGCAGGCAUAAACGUGUAAUUUCAUUCAGAUUGGAUACACUGUAACGGAUGAAUUGUUUCAUGUCACUGUUGAACAUGUUGCAAACGCAACUGAGGCCCUGAGGCUACUUGACAAAGCUUUUACUAAUGACGUUGCCAUCAUCAUCAUCAUCAUCAUCAUCAUGUAUAUUUGUGUACGGUUGUGCCCAUGAGUAACAAUUUUCCCAGAAAGCUUCAGAAAAAAAGAACCAAUGAGUUGAUGGAGCGCCACUGGCUUCAUGCUCAUUAAGUCAUGUACAUAGCAGGCUAACGCAUCUAUGUGUGUGUGUGUGUGUGGGGGUGUGUGUGUGCGUGUGUGUGCCAGCGAGCGGUCUUGUGGGUGGGAAAGAGUGGCCUCAAAGGAUGUCUUUAAUGUGGCUGAGGUGUUUAUACCUUUCACUGAUGCACUCUUAAUAGGCCAAUAACAGCCAAGUCAGAGACGCACGCACAGGAAAUUUGCAGCCUGUUUCCAAACAGCCAAGGAGUCACGCUGGCACCAUCGCCAGCCAGCUUUCUUUGCGUGAUGGCGACGAUAACUGCAGCGCUGCGGCUUCACGUGUGACAUAACGCCUCAUGAAUGCAAAGAUCGGCCCACCGCCUCUUUCACUCGCCACUUUUUUCUCCCUUAACAUAUGGAGCACAGUGUGGGUGUUUGUAAGCGAAAUAAGUAACUUCUUUUAAACUCUGUUUGAAUGUGGUCAGCAGCCAAUCGUGCCUUAAAGAGGGAGAGAGAACAAAACCCCAGCAAAUAACAGCACUAAUCCAAUCAUUCACGCUUUCCAUGUAUUGUUCAUACAUAUCAUUUUUGUCUCUUUAUAUUUAAAAUGUAUUUUGAAUGUGUAUCUUGUAUCGAAUGUUUGUACUCCGAAGACAGGAGGGGGAAAAAAAGUUAUAUUGUGGAAUAAAAUAUGAUUUCCUACACCAAGCAGAGAGUCGGAAUAAAGGAGCAUAUUCAAUUAUUUACAAUAGACAAUAUUUUACAAAAAUAGAAGGAAAAAAGCAGGCGUGUGCAAGCUGAGAAAAUCUAAAGAAUUUGAAUGUUUGUAAUUUUUAAACAGGCUAAAACCAACCCAAAGGAGUUACACACACACACAUUAUACAUACCUAUAUUAGGGGUGCACAAUAAUUAUUGAUCCGAUAUGAGGGAAUUAAUAUUAAAUAUUCAAAGUCCACCAAAUAUGGUGGGAAAAUAUAAGAAAACGUUAGCAUAAACAUAGUAGAGUAACAUUCCAAUAUAAAAUAAGGUAAUAAAUAAGAUUACUGUAAAUGAAUAAAACUGAAAAACAAAAACAAUCCUACCGUUCACAAGAUGUCUUGAUCAGGAGCGCAAGUGGAGGCAGGAAGGAGGAGGAGGACUAGCCUGAGUCGAAACGCGACUCAAAGAGUCUAAGAGUCAGCUGGUCUCACAGACAAACGCACACGCACUAAUUUGUAACUUGUUGAAGUUAGUUUCAGGGGGACUACGAAGAGGAAGGAGGUUGAAGGGAGAAGCCUGUCUCUCACACAAACUCACGUACGCGCAGUAUAAGUCAGCCAAUGAGAUGAGAGCGUAGGCGGUGCCCCGAAAAUUAGCCAAUGAGAUGAGAGCGGAGGCGGUGCCCCGAAAAUCAGCCAAUGAGAUGAGAGCGGAGGCGGUGCCCUGAAAAUCAGCCAAUGAGAGCGUGAAGCGUCAGAAGGCGUCACCAAGUGUUAAUCUGAACGUGCACCGACUUGAGGCAUUAAUAAAGUUGAUUGAAAAAAAAAAAAUUGCACCGACUUGACGCUUUACGUUAUAUGGAAUUUCUUACGUAAUACGAUGCAAAAACUUUACAUAAAUUCUUUACGUUCAGUGGAAUUUACGUAAAAGGAGGUUUACGUUAUGCGAGGUACUACUGUACAGGGCACCUUGCUGGGCCACAGCAGGUGGCUCCUCCGCUCUAUACUCUGGUUCUCCUGAUAGUAGUGAUGUGGUAGUAAUGUCAUGUUUGAUUAGGACAAAUCAACAGGUACAGUUGGUCCAAUCCUAAUUUGUUCCAGUCCUUUUUACCUCCAGGUGUGCAUAAGCUAUAAUAAAUAUAAAUAUAAAUAUUAAAAAGUUCAUAUAUAUAAAAGUUGUCGGUUAUCUGUAUCAUAGUUAUCCGUUUCGGUUUGAAAGAA